Molecule: messenger RNA, 1410 nt
Organism: Achroia grisella
Lineage: Eukaryota; Metazoa; Arthropoda; Insecta; Lepidoptera; Pyralidae
Product: zinc finger protein 184-like
Exons: 5
Coding region: 105-1229 (374 amino acids)
Cellular component (GO): nucleus
Molecular function (GO): zinc ion binding
Source: RefSeq, a predicted model, not a curated record
AUUUUAUUUUACACUUUUAUUUAUACUCGUUUAUUAUAACAAUGGAUUUAUAUAUAUACAUUCUGUUAAUGUAAUUAUUAAAAUAUCAUUUUAUUAUACAAUUUAUGACACACGCCAUGUAUCCGUGGAACUGUUGCAGAAUAUGUCUUAGUUUACAAAGUUUAAAUACGAUAUUUCGGCGGCCCGAACACAGUGAAAAGUAUUCAAAUGCGAUAUUUAUAGCUACAGGAAUUAAGAUCGAAAUCAAAGACGAUUUACCUCAGCAAAUGUGUUCAUUAUGCAUUAAUUUCAUUAACGAGUCUGUCAAAUUCCACAAGAAGGCUGAACAGACACAGAAAAAAUUACUGGAGCGAGUCGAAAAUAAGGAAUUCCAUAAUAUAAAAGUUGAAACUGCCGAUUGUAAACUUGAGGAUGAAGUAAGUCAUUCAGAAAUCGUUAUAGAUGUACCUGAAGAUGCGGAUAAUGAUUUCAAAGACUAUGAUGAUAAUAUCCCAUUAGAUACAUACCCAUAUUAUAAUGAUAAAAUCGUGAAAGUUCCAACACCGUUAAUUCUAGAAUAUAGAGAGAAUAUUGCUGUUAAAUCGAAACGGAAAGUUUUGAAGAGCAGAAAGAAGGAUGGGGAUAAAACUGAGGGAAACGGCAAAGGUGUUAAUAGACGGAAGAAAGGAGAGAAGGUGAAGGAAGAAAUCGAAUGUGAAUAUUGUCACAAGAUAUUGACUUCUAGAUUGUCAUUGAGGAAUCAUUAUAAAAUACAUACUGGAUUUGAUGUUGUCUGUGAGCACUGUGGCAAGAAAUUCAUUACUCGAAGACUAUUGCUGAUGCAUUGCAGAGCGAAGCACGGCUACGAGAAGACGGACAAAUGUUCAUUUUGUGACUAUAAGGCUUCAAAUGCUGAACAAGUUAAGAUCCACGAGCGGUUACAUACCGGCGAGAAACCGUACGUGUGCAAGGAGUGUAGCACCGGAUUCCACCGUAAGAGUAGCUACCUUCAACACAUAGCGAUACAUUUGCCGGAAAAGAAUGUACAGUGUGAUCAAUGCCCGGCCCGGUUCAAAUCCGUCACCCUCAUGCGGAUACAUAAGAACCGACACCGCGCCCCGCAGUACACCUUCCGGUGUCGAAUCUGCGACAACAAUUUCGCGAGGCGCCGCAACGUCGCUCGCCAUCUGCAGCGGGUACACGGACUGCCGGCCGACUCGCAGGACGUCGAUAGAGUUAAGAUUGCCUAAAAUUCACCUUCCCAAUUUUGAUGGUGACAAAGAAUUUUGGUUAAUUUUUAGGAGUCUCAACUGUAGUCUGUUGCAAUUUUCGAACUAGUUUGCUUGUAUUUUAGUUUGUUUAAUUGCAAUGGCAAACAGCUGACGGCCCAGUUAAUGGUAAGUGGUAACCGUCGCCAGUAUACAUGAACAG